AACUCAUGGCAGAUUGCCUUCUGAAUGAUGGCAUGGCUGUAUCUAAGAUCCCCAUGGUCACAUUUGUUCCUGAAGCUGAAAAGACCAGGAGCUCUGUGUCCGUCUCCACGGUGCUCUGGCGGCUGUGUGGUGACGGAUGGCAACCCAGACCGCGGUGUUGACCAAACACGGCCUCAACAGAAGAGAAGGAAGAAGAAACGCCCGUCAGCCCUCAGUAAUGAACACCUGUCCUGGGAGGAGAGGCUGGCCGAUGCCGUGACCCCUCUCUGGAGGCUGAGCUACGAGGACCAGCUGCGGGUGAAGUAUGAGGCACAGAGGACAGUCCUGCUUCGGCUGUCUGCCCAGCUGGCGCAGGGAGCUGACCCGCUGUCCCCUCUGCCCUGGACCAGCGGCCAGCUGGGCUUCCCCCUGCUGCCCAUCCUGCCCUCGCCUGUCACAGAUGGGUACAGGAACAAGUCCACCUUCUCGGUCAACAGAGGGCCGGACGGCAACCCGAAGACCGUGGGCUUCUACGUGGGGACUGGGAAGGCCCGGGAUAUCGUCUGUGUCCGCGGAGACCAUCUCCAGAACAUGCCGGCCAAGCACAAGCUGGUGGCGAGGUGCUAUGAAGAGUUCAUCCGGCUCUCCCCGUUGGAGCCCUGCCUCUUGUUCCACGAGGGAGGCCACUGGCGAGAGAUAACCGUGAGGACCAACGCAGCGGGCAGCACCAUGGCCAUUGUGUACUUCCACCCUCAGCGCCUCACGCAGGAGGAGGUCUGCGCCCACAAAGCGGCCCUGACGGACUAUUUCGCUCGCGGCCCCGGGAAGGUCUGCCAGCUCGAUUCGCUCUACUUCCAGGAGAGCUCCGGGACCCGCUGCAGCCACGAGGACUCGCCAUACCAGCUCCUGCGCGGGGAGCCCCACAUCUACGAGGAGCUCCUGGGGCUGAGCUUCCGGAUCUCGGCCGACGCGUUCUUCCAGGUGAACACGGGAGGCGCGGAGGUCCUGUACCGCGCCGUCGGGGAGCGGGGCUUCGCCGAGGGGGCGGGCACCCUGCUGGACGUGUGCUGCGGCACGGGCGCCCUGGGCCUCUCCCUGUCCCGGAGGGCGCGGAAGGUCGUCGGCAUCGAGGUGGUGGAGCAGGCCGUGCGGGACGCCCGGCACAACGCCGCGCUCAACGGCGUCCCCAACUGCCGGUUCCUGCCGGGCAAGGCUGAAGAGGUCCUGCCGGGACUGGUGCCCUCUCUGGGGUCGGAGCCGGACCUGCUGGCUGUGGUGAACCCCUCCCGCGCCGGGCUGCAUUACCGCGUUACCCGGGCGCUGCGAAACUGCACUGCCCUCCGCCGGCUGGUCUACGUCUCCUGCAAGCCCGAAGGGGAGGCCAUGAGGAACUUCCGGGACCUCUGUUGUCCCCCUGACGGGCAGAAGAAGCUCACUGGGCAUCCCUUCGUCCCAACGUCCGCCACACCGGUGGACAUGUUUCCUCACACCGCUCACUGUGAGCUGCUGCUGGUGUUCGAGAGAUAGCGGACACAUCAUUCGGCAGGGGACCAGGGGGGCUUGUUCUCCAUAGAGAGAGCGAGAACAAUUGUCAAGGCCGGCAUCAGCUUCUAAAUUCUUCUUAUAUGAAUUAUUGUUGAGUGUUAUUUCUGUUUGUGAUGUCUUCAUUUUUACGCCUGCACCAAUCAGCUCAUUCGUUGAAGCUUUAUUGCAAAGGCGUUUGCCCGUUUUUCAGAACUCGAAUUGGGCAAUGAUAUUGUAUUGUCAGUGACUUCUGCCCAAGUACCUCUUGGUUGAACAUGGAAUAACAGUCAAUAUUAAAAUUAGAAAUCUAACAAUUUCCACAUAUAUUCCACUAAAUAUUUGGUGUCAUUGAUAAAUAUGAAUUGUUUAAUAAAAAAUAUAGCAAACCUAUAAGGAAAAACUCUAAUCUGAUUCUUUUGUAUACUCUGAAAUGCCUAAGCAUCAGAUAUUUUGGAGCCAGUGUUUCGGCACCCUUGGGAGGAUGAAACCUCUACCAAUGUCUCUUGGAUGUUGAGACAGUUCAGGUAGAAUUUCUGGAUCUGAAUGAGGUACAAUCCAGGUUUAUUCCAAUAUGUCAUCACAAAUAUUGACUGUGUAUAAAAAAAAUUAACAUAAUUAUCAUCAUAUAGAGUCCUUAAAGAUGAAUUUAAUACUACUAAUAAUAAAUACUUUGCUACUUAAUAGUUGAUAAUUUCCCUAAUGUACUCCAUUGAUUUGUACUUAACCCCUGUUAAAUUCAUGGUAAGCAAGGUAUUUGCACACUAGGGGGCGUUAGCCUACUAAGUGUUGAUUUUAAUUUGUUGAAUGGUGCUUAGUACUGUAAUAAUUGCAUAUUUUUCCUUUAUAGCCCUUUAUCAGCAGAUGUUCUACAUAAUCAUGCAGUCUACUAUCUACUACUAUCUUUUGUGUUUAUGGCCUCUUCUUCCAGGAAAACAUAAUGGCUCUGUAAAACAGCUCAAUUUCAGCCUUGUGUACAUUUUUAAACUCUCAAUUGGGAAAGACUGUAUUGGCUAGGACAACUGAAAUUUACUUUCAAUUGAAAUCAUUAUCUCAAGAAUGUAUUUCCUUGUUUCUAGACACUGAGUACCUUCUACGCAGCACAAGGAUGCAUGGAUGAUACAUUCAUACCCGAGACAAAAAUGUCUUCUUAGUGUCCAGAAGAAACAUAUAUCAGCUGAUUUCGCAGCUCUUACUCUGCAUACAUUACACUGUGCUAAGUCAACUGGAGAAGAGCCAACAUACAUUGAAAAGCAUGGAAAUGUUAUAAAGCCAAGUUAAUGUGAAGGAUGCAAGUCACCAUAAUAGAAAUUGUGCUUUAUGUGUGCUUAUUGAACGUCAGGGGUUCCCAUGUUGCUUUCAGCAUGGUAUGACAAACAGAGGUGACUUCAGUUCAACUUCUGUAACAGUUUGUACUUAGUUGCAUAAUAGGAGGUGCUGUUGAAGGUUAUUGGCAUCGCCAGCCACAGCUCUGCUGGCUCCCUCAUCAGCUGACACACGCUUGUCUAGAAAAAAAACAUAAUUACAAAAUUAUUUGUUCUGCAAGGGCAAGACAGUUAUGUGUACAGGCACACAUACAGUCACAUAGAGGCAUGCAUUUAUCAUCUGAAAUUGAGAAUUUGGUCUACUUGUUAGCUCUUUGAAAUGUCGUGCUCGCGUUGGAAGUAUCAGAGAGAGAAAGUUUCUGUAUCUUUUCGUGCUCAUUGCUAAAGAUGUCUUGUAAUUCUAUUUAUGGUCUCCAAAGAUAUCUUCAGUUUAAAAAGCUCUAUGGAUUCUCUCCAGAUACUUAAUCAGCCACCUGGUGGGACACUGACUAGAAACUGGUGAAGUUUGUCCGCUCACUUUAACAUGUUUUUGUAAAAUUAAACACAAGCUGGCAACUUUGGCAGGAAGCGCUAGAGUACACUGUCACACAAAGUCUAUUUCUGGAGCUGACAAAGCACAGGUGGCUCUGUUUGUUUUCUGAGUAAUCUGAGAUCAGGGGUGAGGAGAGAGUGGAGAAUAGAAAAAGUGUUCACUUUUGUUUUUUUCCUUUUGUAAGGUUGCCACCUUUGCCUUCACAUUGGAUCUAACUGGUCUGAUCUGUAUAAUACAUCAUGUAAUUGCAUUUGCUGUUGUGUGUUGUGUUACAGUAUUGAUUAGUGCGUUAUUUUAUAUGCUCAUAAAACAUACACAUGUGUUGAGCAGAAGGGCAUAGGCUCCCAAACUCUAAUUAGCUAAGGGCUCACUGAUCUGCUUUGUCAGCUGAAUCGCUAAUGGAAAACUUUUUAAAACCGAUUUAAAUAUUCAUCAUAUCAUUAAAGAACCUCCCCAAAUUGGUAGAAAAACAACCCAAGGACAGUGCAGUAUUAUUAAAGUUAUAUUGUGUAAUUGUAUCUCCCUAUAUGUCACAGUAUUAUUCAACUGUGGUGGAUUAAAAUUUCACUGAUAUUAUGAUAAACUGUGAUACACACUGUUGGUACUGCUGGUAAGGUACAUGAAAGAAAAGAACACAAGUGUACAAAUACAAUAAAUGCAAACUUAUUGUA
Molecule: messenger RNA, 4028 nt
Organism: Lepisosteus oculatus (spotted gar)
Lineage: Eukaryota; Metazoa; Chordata; Actinopteri; Semionotiformes; Lepisosteidae
Gene: trmt2b
Product: tRNA methyltransferase 2 homolog B
Biological process (GO): RNA processing
Molecular function (GO): tRNA (uracil(54)-C5)-methyltransferase activity, S-adenosyl methionine-dependent; RNA binding
Source: RefSeq, a predicted model, not a curated record